UUUUAAUUCAAAAUGGCAAAAGCUGAUUUCUGCUUAGCCCCUCCAAAGAUUUCUAGACACUGGAUGCCGGACGACCGACCACUGGGUUGGCUAAACCGAACAAUAAACCGAUUUGCCAUCAAUUCCUGAGAGACCAUUCAUUGUCCUGUUUAGCUAACCCAUUGGUCGGUCGUCCGACAUCCAGUGUCUAGAAAUCUGUGGCCACUUUUUCCCAUGGUUGGGACCGACUCUCGUCCAUGAAAUCAAACAUCACGAAAAAAGCUGAAGCCCAAACACUCCUUUCAUUGUUUUUUAUUUAGUCAUAACAUUGCUCAAUGGGCUGGGGUUAACAGAACAACGGCCUCAUCAUGUAUCACCCGCCUUCUCGCGGUCCGACCUCCGGCCACGGGAGCGAGCCCGUUGAGCUAGAGAACCAGUUCAUCUUGCGGAUUCCGUCCGAGCCGGCGGCCGCACUCAAAGAGGCCCUGGCCGUGGGCGCCUCCAACAUCCGUGACCGGUUCCGCAUCCAAAUCGCGCCCGAAAAGGACUCAUCUAACAAUCAACUGCGUCGUGGCGAGGUGGUCUUCGAUGGGUGGAAGAUGUCGGCCAAGAUGGUGGACCUGCCCACCAUCAUCGAGUCCCAGAAGACCAUCGACAAGAAGACCUUCUACAAGACGGCCGACAUAUCGCAAAUGCUGAUUUGCCACGAGGGCGAGCCCUCCGAGGACGAGGAGUUGCCCUCGCCCACCAAGCUCAAGGCCAAGGCCAAGGACCCCAACAAGGUGGACCGGAAAUUCGUGUUCCAACACGGCGUGGUGCCGCCGUUGCGCAACUGUCGGAAGCGUCGAUUCCGCAAGACACUCCGCAAGAAGCACGUGGAGGCACCCGAGAUCGAGAAGGAGGUCAAGCGAUUGCUCCGGGUCGAUAAUGAGGCCGUCAAGACCACGUGGGAUCUGAUCACCGAGGAGGAGCUCAACGCUUCCGGUGCGGGCGAGAACACGGGUGGACCUAGUGGGCUUUUGGGCGAAGAGAGCAGUCUGGUGGGGCAUCAAGACCUGUUUGGCGCCUUGUCCGACUCGGACGACAUGGACGAUGACGAUGACACCCGGCGAGAUGUCGACAUCGACUCGGAAGCCGAUAGUAACAUGUUUCCCACGGGCAACAACACCAGUACCACCAAUAACCCCACCCCAGGUAAAUCUGAGGGUGCUUUGGUCACCGAGUUCUCCAAGGACAUGUUCCUUCCCCCGCCCAUCCGCAUGCCGGAACCGGUGCACGAACAGCCCCCGCCCCCGCCCCCCGCUCAAAGUGCCGUGUCCAUAAAGCUGGACACUUUGAACGCCGAGAUUGCUCAAUUGCACACGCGAAAGACGGAAUUGGAGCGGAACAUUGCGACUUGCGACAACCAAGGCCUCAAGAUUCGGCUCGAGGACUCGUUACAAGUGAUUUUGGGCGAGAUCAGUCAGAAAGAGACCGAGGCCGACGGACUCUCUAUGUUGGGAUAAGUCCGUAUACGUAGUGUUCGAAUGGAUCAUGGAAAUGAACAAGUGUUUUGUAAUUAGAAUCGCAGAAGAUUGAAAUAUUAAUGCCGGUUGAUUUGA
Tigriopus californicus is the source of this 1580-nucleotide messenger RNA. RefSeq names its product transcription initiation factor TFIID subunit 7-like (gene Taf7). Gene Ontology annotation, cellular component: transcription factor TFIID complex. Lineage: Eukaryota; Metazoa; Arthropoda; Copepoda; Harpacticoida; Harpacticidae. The transcript has a single exon. The record is from RefSeq and is a predicted model, not a curated record. The coding region runs from base 348 to 1484 and encodes 378 amino acids. Gene Ontology annotation, biological process: RNA polymerase II preinitiation complex assembly; transcription initiation at RNA polymerase II promoter. Gene Ontology annotation, molecular function: RNA polymerase II general transcription initiation factor activity.